Macroventuria anomochaeta is the source of this 1034-nucleotide messenger RNA. Its product is annotated as alkaline phytoceramidase. Gene Ontology annotation, biological process: ceramide biosynthetic process; ceramide catabolic process. The transcript is spliced from 6 exons. Bases 1 to 864 code for a protein of 287 amino acids. Lineage: Eukaryota; Fungi; Ascomycota; Dothideomycetes; Pleosporales; Didymellaceae. Gene Ontology annotation, cellular component: endoplasmic reticulum membrane. The record is from RefSeq and is a predicted model, not a curated record.
AUGCAAUUCCGUUGGCCUUAUCCGUUGUCGCCCGGCACAGGCGCCUGGGGUGCACCCAAUUCGAAUCACAACUUUUGUGAAGAAGACUACACCAUCACGCCUUACAUCGGUGAAUUCGUCAACACAAUCACGAAUUCCAUUUAUGUCAUCUACGGUGUCCACGGUCUCCGCAGGGUACAACCGCGCAAAGAUGGAGGGCUCUGGUCUACUCUAGCUUUUCCGUACUGGGGUCUUAUCGGUGUUGGACUGCUUUCGAUGUGGUUUCAUGCCACGCUCAAGUAUCACAGCCAGAUGGGUGACGACCUUUCCAUGUUCCUCGCUGUCGGUGCAUUGCUCCACCAGCUGCUCUGCUUUGAGUCCACGCCCGCUCAACGAAGGAACUAUACUCUCGCCAUUCUUGGCGUGUUGAUCCCCGUCUCGACCUACCAUGUUGUGGCCGAUGAAAUCUACGUGCACGAGAUUGUCUUCGCAAUCAUGGUCAUCAUGGUAGUAAGAAAGACGCGAAAGCUGAUCCGCGAAAGAGUCAAAAACGAAGAACAUAAGAAGCGCAUGGGACAGUUGGCAUCAUUUGGUAUCGCGAACUUUCUUUUUGGCUACUUCCUCUGGAGCAUCGAUUUUCACCUCUGCAGUUACGUCACCAAAGUCAAGCACUACGUUGGACUUCCUUGGGGCUUCCUUUUCGAGCUGCAUGGCUGGUGGCAUAUAUUCACAGGCAUUGGCGCUUAUAUUGGCAUGGCUCUGACAGAGUACCUCGUUACCAUUGUAGAAGGCCAGACGGACCGUGUUGAAGAAGGGUUCGUCUGGCCUGUGAAGGCCGUCCUGAGGGACCUUGAUGGGGCUGGAAGUGUCAAGAAAGAUCGGUAGUAGUUGUUAGGGGCCCAUUUUGGAGCCCAUCGAAUUCCUCUAGAGCACAGCCAUUUCCCCAUGAUUUUCACAGCGGAUCCAGGGUUUGGGUCCACUGCAGCGUUCGAGAUCGGGUUUGAAGCAUGCCCGCUAAGCACACUCGAGCAUGUGAGACGAAUCAACCUUUGAAA